This is a messenger RNA of Alligator mississippiensis (American alligator), 2972 nucleotides long. Its product is annotated as receptor-interacting serine/threonine-protein kinase 2. Gene Ontology annotation, molecular function: ATP binding; JUN kinase kinase kinase activity. Lineage: Eukaryota; Metazoa; Chordata; Crocodylia; Alligatoridae. The transcript has 12 exons. Gene Ontology annotation, biological process: regulation of apoptotic process; protein phosphorylation. Bases 93 to 1787 code for a protein of 564 amino acids. The record is from RefSeq and is a predicted model, not a curated record.
UCAGCAAAGCUGAGACUGUGUGAUUGCAUUACAGUUUGAGGCAGCCUCGCAGUUCUCUGCAGCAGUCACACUGGCUCGUUCCAGCAGUCUCUAUGCUCGUAUUUCUGGAGUUCUCCUUUCCAAAUAAACAUCAAGAAAUGGCCAAUCCAAUGCCCAUAACAACCCAGGAAGACCUGAGUAGCCUUAUUUUGACCAGAAGAGGCAGUGGCUUUGCCCUUAAAGCUUUUCAUGUACCUUGGAAAAUUAACAUCUCAGUGAAGCUGUUGACAAGCCAAAAUACAGCAGAGAGUGAUUUCAAGUUGCUGCUCCAAGACAUAGCCAAUACCCGACGCAUUCGAUCUGAACAUCUGUUACCUUCUCUUGGGAUAUACCAGUCUGAGGGACUUCUUGGGAUAGUAACUGAAUGGGCAUGUAAUGGAUCCCUCCAGUCACUCAUCCAUGAGCAUCAUUUGUACCCAGAUUUACCAUUUCCUGUACUCAUAAGGAUCCUGUCAGAUGUUGCUAAUGGACUGAAUCAUCUCCACAGUCUAGACCCUCCUCUUCUCCACUACAGCCUAAAACCCUCCAAUGUUGUUUUGGAUGAACAAUACCGAGCAAAGAUAACAGAUUAUGGCCUAACAUACUGGAGAAAGAAGCAGCUGAGAUCAACCCUGGAGAACUGUAGCAAUAGAAGCUGCUGGGAUAUAGUGUAUCUCUCUCCUGAAAUACUCAAAGGAGGUUAUCCCUCACAAGAAGCUGAUAUUUACAGCUUUGGAAUGAUGUGUUGGGAAAGCCUAAGUAGACAGAAGCCUUUUGAAGGCAAGAAAACACUGCUGAAGGUUGUGACAGGAGUUUGUAGUGGUCAGCGGCCUGUAACUGAAGCAGAGUUUAUACCAAGCAGUUUGCCCCAGAGAAACAGGCUGUUACAUCUGAUUAUUCUGUGCUGGCACCAGGAACCAUAUUACAGGCCACAUAUGGCAGAAUGUGCACAACUCCUAAGAGGAAUUCUGAGCACUUUUAGCAAGGAGAUGAUUUCCAAUGCAAUCUACAGUUUGACUGAUACAAAGGAGAGUGCAGUGAAUGCAUGCAAAGGCUCAGAUACAUACACACUUCAGAUAGAUGUACGGAAUUUAGAGCUCAUCAAUGCACAGAAAAACAGCAACUGGCUCUUCAACAAGAGAAUUCCUUUAAUACCACAGAGCUUGUCAACUGCUCUCCUUGACAGCAAUACAGAUGAUGCAGGAAGAGAGGAUGUUAAUCAUAUGGCACUUGCAGAUACCACACCCCAAAGCACAAGACAAAAAAGAGGCUAUUGCAACAGAAAAUCAAAUCUGCAGUCUUCCUCUUCCACUUCAUCUGUUCCAAAUGAACAGAGUGAAGCUGGUGUUCCAUGUCAUAAGAAGCUAGAAGCAUGGCCGCACCAGCCACGACAGUUACCCAAGUACAAUUCCCAGCAAGCCCCACAAUUUCAACAAACAGAAACAGGUCCUUGCUACAAAGGACACUGCUGCCAGAUACUAGCAUGCGGGCGAGAGGCCAUCCUGAGCUGCAUGACAGAAGGGCGCCUCAACCACAUCCUUGAUGUCCUUCGCUCCCAGCAUGUUUUGUCUAGAACGGACUAUGAGACAAUCAGCUCCUUCCCUACCCUGACCGGCCGUACCCGCGCUUUGUUAGAUACUUGCCUCUGCCUUGGAGAGGGGGCAGCCCAGACUGUAGCGACUGUGCUCUCAGCUAACAAAUGCUGCCUUUUGGCACAAGGAAGCUCCAGCUGUGACAGCCUGGCUAAAAUAAAUAGGCUUCUGCAGUGACUGAAAAUAUUUUUCAUGGUUUGUUACAUGGAUCAGUGCACAGCAAUUGGAAUGGCAUUGAUUCACAUUAAUUCCUCAUUAUCCACUGAAUGAAGUUCAUUCCUUUGACUAUUGCUCUGCAAUUUUAGCACUCUACUGGAAAGAGUAGGCUGGAUUAAGGGAUCAAGUCAUCAAUUGCCUGCAGAAAUGACAGUGCCUGGUAAAACUUAGAUCUUUGAGAUGGUAGGAUUAUGGAACAUGCCAAAGUCUAGUUGAGGUCAGAUUAAUUUCCUUCAUUUUUAAUGGAGAUAAAAGAGAUUGUGGCUUCCUGGUGUUUAUACUGUGACAAGAAGGCUGCUGCCCAGCCUUUUGAAGUCUAAAGGCACUUAAGGAUGGACUGCUGCACAAGGAGGAAGAAAGAAGCUGCUUAAUUGACAAAAACCAAGCCAUCUGUUGCAUGUAAAUUUUAACUUAAAAUAAAAAAAAGGAAUAAUUUUUCAAUUUUACAGCAUGCAGACAAUGAAUCAGUUAUUCUAUUUUCAUACACAAAAGUCCAUUCGCUCUCAGAAAUUGGUGUAUUUGUAUUUUAACAGGUGUAUAUUUAGAGACCGUCUUGAAAAAAUAGCCCUAAAUGUGUUAAAUAAUAGUAACAUGCCACAUGCAUGCAGUUUUAGGGAGUACACAUAUGAUGCAAAUGUAACAUUAAGUAACUGGCUGCUUUGGAAAGAGAGUUCCACUGAACUGUAAAUGAAAACUACUAAGAUUAUCUUCUAUAAAACAAAAAUAAAACUGUGCAAAGUCCUUACAUUUUAAGGCACAGUGGGAUGCCUUCAAGCUUCAAGGAACAAGAUUAGCAUGAGAACAUUGCCAUUACAUGACUUAAAAAUAUUUAGAUGGCAAGUUACAUUUUUUUUAUUUCACUACACUGCAACUGUUCUUUGUACCUCUGAGCUGCUCAGCUAAUACUAUGGUUUUAUAAAUUGGAAUCUUAAAUGUUGUUGUGGAAUGCUAUAAAAUAUAUCUAUACAAGAGAUUAUUCCAUGUGAUACAAUGGUUUGGAACUUCUAGCCUUAGAAGGUCAGAAAUAACCAUUUUUAGACAUUCAGUCAAGCUAGAAGGUUUCUUGCAACUACAAGAUGGUUAAUAUUGAAAAUAAUGUCAAAGUAUGUUGAAUAUUUGUCAUUUUAAUAAAAAUGACUACUUUUA